AUGAUCGUGUUAUUGGUUACACUGCUUUAUCUCCAUCGAGGAUAUACACUUAUCCCGAUAACUUCAGUUCAACUUGGUGAAACUGUAACCUUCACAUGUGAUCUGCGUAAGAAUUCACAGUUCAGCCGUAGAGAAGCUGACUGGUACAAGCAGAGUACUGGGGACACUCUUAAAUUAAUAUGGACACUGAAGGAAUCUGCUCAACCUGAGUUUUCUGCUGGGUUUAAUCAAUCAAGAUUGAAGGUUAAUUACAAUGAAAAUUUCACCAACCUGACCAUUUUGAGGGCAAACCAAGAGGACGAGGGAAUCUACCACUGUGGAAUCACCGAGUGGUUCAAGAAUACUGAAUGGAGUGGCUCAUAUUUGUUAGUCAAAGGACGCACUCAAAGGACAUCAGACUAUACUGUUGUUCAGUCACCACUGAUAACAGUCCAACCAGGAAACUCGGUGACUUUUCAGUGCUCAGUCUUCUCUGACUCUGACAAAAAGACAUGUCCCGGAGAUCUCACCGUGCUCUGGUUCAGAGCUGGAUCACAUAAAAGUUAUCCAAAAUUAAUCUACACUGACAGAAACAAAAGUAAAGAAUGUGAUAAAAGAGCUGACCCCCAGAAGAGCUGCAAUUAUACUUUUUCUAAAAUCGUCAGCUCGUCUGAUGAAGGGACUUACUACUGUGCUGUGGCCACGUGUUGGGAAUUAUUCUUUGGAAAUGGAACUAAACUUCAAAUAGGUAGUCACACUGUCAUGACGUUCUGA
Messenger RNA from Pelmatolapia mariae (spotted tilapia), 753 nucleotides. RefSeq lists its product as uncharacterized. The transcript has 4 exons. The record is from RefSeq and is a predicted model, not a curated record. Gene Ontology annotation, biological process: response to bacterium. Bases 1 to 753 code for a protein of 250 amino acids. NCBI's taxonomy places the organism in Eukaryota, Metazoa, Chordata, Actinopteri, Cichliformes, Cichlidae.